Molecule: messenger RNA, 2527 nt
Organism: Chenopodium quinoa (quinoa)
Lineage: Eukaryota; Viridiplantae; Streptophyta; Magnoliopsida; Caryophyllales; Amaranthaceae
Product: glucan endo-1,3-beta-glucosidase 2-like
Exons: 3
Coding region: 492-1997 (501 amino acids)
Biological process (GO): carbohydrate metabolic process
Cellular component (GO): plasma membrane
Molecular function (GO): hydrolase activity, hydrolyzing O-glycosyl compounds
Source: RefSeq, a predicted model, not a curated record
UUAACUUUGCUAAAAUAAUUUUUAACUUGUUAAAAUAUAAGUAGUAAAUACUGCAAUUUUUAUGAAACGAACGAAGUAUUAUCUUCAUUCACUUUUUUCUUACAUUCACCCGACAUUUUAACUCGAGAUCGAGUCCCGUGCACAACGCCACAAUCUUUGUUGCACCCAAUCGACCCAAGAAAAUCCAAAUACAAACACCAAAUAAAAAACAACCCUUUUGUGUGAACAACUCGAAAAAACCUGAGCAACGGCUACACACUGACAUACAACAAAACUGCCUUUGUAAUUUGUAUUCUCCCCAACUUGUGUACUGUUCACUGCUCAUAAUUUCUCUACCGUCCGAUCUUUCUGUCAUCAAAAUCAAACUUACAUCAUUUCCUCAUUUUUUCUUUCUUCCCCUCCCUCUUAUAAUCCCGUGCUUUUUCCAAUCUAAUUACUUACUUUAACUCUUUCUCUCUCUAAAGCUUUCUCUCUCUUCUUCAAGCUCAACAAUGGCUGCUGCUGCUAAUAUCAUUGCUCUCUUGUUCUUGUUUCUUUCUACUGUUUUUUCUCAAGAUGCUUUUAUCGGAGUUAAUAUAGGAACAGACCUCUCAGACAUGCCUCACCCCACUCAAGUGGUUGCUCUAUUGAAAGCCCAGCAUAUUCGACAUGUUCGCAUCUAUGAUGCUGACAGGGGAAUGCUCCUUUCCCUUGCCAAUACUGGUAUACAAGUUGCAAUCUCUAUUCCUAAUGAUCAAAUCCUUGGUAUUGGUCAAUCAAACUCCACUGCAGCCAGGUGGGUCUCACAAAAUGUGGUCGCCCAUUAUCCAGCAACCAACAUUACUGCAAUUUGUGUUGGCUCUGAGGUUUUAAGCACAAUCCCAAAUGCUGCCCCUAUCCUUGUGAAUGCCCUCAAAUUUAUCCAGUCAGCACUUGUUGCCUCGAAUCUUGAUGGAAAAAUCAAAGUCUCUACACCUCUUUCUACUUCGGUUAUCCUAGAUUCUUUCCCACCUUCCCAGGCCUUCUUUAACCAUUCUUUAAACCCUGUCCUGGUACCAUUGCUUAAAUUCUUGCAAUCAACUAAUUCAUAUCUCAUGCUCAACAUAUAUCCUUACUAUGAUUACAUGAAUUCUAAUGGGGUUAUUCCAUUAGAUUAUGCUCUUUUUCAACCUCUUUCUGCAAACAAAGAGGCUGUUGAUUCAAAUACACUCCUCCAUUACACAAACGUUUUUGACGCCAUGUUGGAUGCUGCUUACUUUGCCAUGGCUGAUCUAAAUUUCACUAACAUCCCCAUCAUGGUCACUGAGUCAGGCUGGCCAUCCAAGGGAGAUGCCAAAGAGCCCGAUGCCACUCUCGAGAAUGCCAACACUUACAACAGCAAUCUUAUAAAGCACAUUCUCAACAAUACAGGAACACCUAAACAUCCAGGAAUCGCUGUUAGUACUUACAUCUAUGAACUAUAUAACGAGGAUACAAAGGAUGGGGCCACCUCAGAGAAAAAUUGGGGAUUAUUCGAUGCAAAUGGGAAGCCAGUCUAUAUCUUGCGUCUCACUGAGUCUGGGUCUGUUUUGUCUAAUGAUACAACAAACCAAACUUACUGUACUGCAAGAGAUGGAGCUGACAAGAGGAUGGUACAGGCGGCGUUGGAUUGGGCCUGUGGACCUGGAAAGGUGGAUUGCUCCCCAUUAUUGCAGGGCGAGCCUUGCUAUGAGCCUGAUAAUGUAUUUUCUCAUGCUACUUAUGCUUUCAACACUUAUUAUCAGAACACAGGCAAAGCUCCGGAAUCUUGUGACUUCAAUGGUGUGGCUGAAAUCACCACCACCGAUCCAAGUCAUGGCAAUUGCACAUCAAGUACAGGUGGUCUCAAUGGCACCUUUCCCAAUGCGACUGCACCAUCUAUGAACUCAAUGAGCUCAGAUUCUACAAGUAGCAUGUUUUCUCAAAGUUCUUCAUUACUAUUAAUGGUUGGAAUUCUAACUUGGAGCAUAAUUUUCUUACCAACUGCAAGAUUCAUGUAAGAUCAAUGCUUUGGACGCGAACCUAUUUUUGCUGGGGUGGAAACUUGAAGGGACCUCCUCGUUUCCCUGAUAGAUUUUCGCCCUACAGUACUGUCCAAACUGUCAAAUAGGGAUAGAGUUGUAGGUAUCAAUUGAUGCUUAGCUAUUUUUGUUCUAUUAUUUAGGUGAUGAUUUCUGCACACCAAUAUUUAUGUUUUGCACUCCGAUUUUUACACAAAACACUCCUCUCCAAUUGGAACUCGGGGUGUGUGGAUAGCAAACCAAAUGGUGCGGAUAUCAGUUCCGAAGUUAUUUGUUUGAUGAUUGUAGUUGGGCCAUAUUUUGUCUUUCCCUUCACCUCCCUAAAUAUUUGGGUGCAGGUUGGCCUGACAAUAUCCUGCUUAUCAGAGGACAUAAAUCUUAGCUUAGGAUUUAUUUUGACGGCAUGGUACACCUAGAGAAAAUUCAUUCAAAUGUGAAGAUUGUUAUGAACACAAUUGUAACAAAAUUAUUCAAUGCACAAUUGACUUUAAUCGACUUCUUCUGUUUAA